CACCACCCUGCGCACCAUCUGGCUGUGAUUUACCGCGAUUUGCGAACUCCGGAUCGAUUCACCACUUUAUGACAUCUAUUUUUUGAUGUUUCCGGCUGGGGAAUGUCUCGGAUGUCAACGAUGCCCGAAGAAAUGGCAUAAUUCCAACGUACAAGGCGCCUUCCGAUCUAGAUCUACUCUGUGACGCUCCUGAUGGCUAGGAAUGAAGCCCUGACGGCCUCAAUGACACGGGAGGAGGAAUAGGUGGUCCGCUGUUCGAGUCGGCUGGCCAAAUGGUCGUCAACGCCGCGGAAAAUCGCAGCGAUGGAGCUAACUAUGCUCCCAAUUGACGUUACGUUGCGUCUCCGGACGUCAGUUCACGUUGAGAAGAAUCACGCUCUGUCUACUCUCCUUGAUGCUCGAUAUUAUGAUAUGUCUUGCGCGUGUGAUGCGAUGGGCCAACGGGACGGUGUCAAUUCGUACACAAUGACAUCUUAUGGUAUCCCUCGUCGUGGCGGCCUCUCUUGUCAAAUAUACACUGUUUGUUAUGUCUUGCUAGCACGCGCGCUGUACAUAGAUCUCGCGUCCGAUGUCAGCCAAUGA
Messenger RNA from Punctularia strigosozonata HHB-11173 SS5, 582 nucleotides. RefSeq lists its product as uncharacterized. The record is from RefSeq and is a predicted model, not a curated record. Lineage: Eukaryota; Fungi; Basidiomycota; Agaricomycetes; Corticiales; Punctulariaceae. The coding region runs from base 304 to 582 and encodes 92 amino acids. The transcript has 4 exons.